This is a messenger RNA of Pectinophora gossypiella (pink bollworm), 477 nucleotides long. It is a transcript of the gene RpL34, whose product is annotated as 60S ribosomal protein L34-like. Gene Ontology annotation, molecular function: structural constituent of ribosome. The transcript is spliced from 3 exons. The coding region runs from base 69 to 440 and encodes 123 amino acids. Gene Ontology annotation, biological process: translation. NCBI's taxonomy places the organism in Eukaryota, Metazoa, Arthropoda, Insecta, Lepidoptera, Gelechiidae. Gene Ontology annotation, cellular component: ribosome. The record is from RefSeq and is a predicted model, not a curated record.
AUCUUUCAGUGUUGCCAAAAUAAGAUUUGUUUUUCUUUCCUUGUCAAGAGCUGUCAAAAAGCUUCAAAAUGGUACAGCGGCUUACGUUCCGACGACGUUUGUCGUACAAUACAAAGUCAAACCAGAGGAGAAUAGUAAGGACCCCUGGUGGCCGUCUAGUGUACCAGUACGUUAAGAAGCCCAAGAAGAUCCCGAGAUGUGGCCAGUGCAAGAGCAAACUGCGCGGUAUCCAGCCGGCCAGGCCCGCUGAGAGGUCUCGCCUCUGCUACCGCAAGAAGACCGUCAAGCGCGUCUAUGGAGGAGUCCUUUGCCACAAGUGCGUCAAGCAGCGCAUUGUCAGAGCCUUCCUGAUUGAGGAACAGAAGAUCGUCAAGGUCCUCAAGGCCCAGCAGGCGACCGCCAAGAGCGGCGGCGGCAGCGGCAAGAAGCCCACGAAAUGAAGGACUUGUUAGGUAUAAAUAAAAAGUGAAAAAAUCA